AUGAUGCAGACCACAUUUGCCUUGCGGCGACAGACCAUAGUGAUGUCCUGCCCACCAGUCAAACAGCUCUUGGACCUGUGGCCUGCUCUUCGCAUGCAGUCUGAGGUGUUUGCAGAAUUCCAGCGGAUAACCAACCAGAACCUGCCUAACACAUUCUACGCCGAAAUUGAUCGCCACACUCCUCGUUUGAUGGCUUUAUUCCGACAAAAGGCUUCUAGAACUGGAAAGAAUGCAGAUGCUUUAGCCGGAAAUUUCAAAAUCCAUGAUGAACAGGAUGGUUUGGAUGAGCCAGAUAUUGGGGAUGCCUCAGUUGCUCUACUUACAACCAUCAGCGACAAUUCAAUGAGUCGAGUUCACUACCAACCAGAGAAAAUCUCAGUUGUCCUAGAGGGUGAUGUGGUGGCCACCCUCCCAAGACUCGCUGAUGCCUUUCUGCUGUUAAUGUUCAAAUUGCUGCUCUAUAAGUUGUCAAGCACUUGUUGCUACCUCACUGGAAAUGGAAUCCAGCUUAGGCCUGUGUUCACCAAACAACCUGGCAGCGUGGUGUUCCCCCUUCAAGCUGGCGAGAACCGCAGAGAGGUGGUGUUUAGCUGUGAGGCCCAGGGACACCCCCUGCCCUUCUACAGGUGGAAGCUAAAUGACUCUUUCAUCCUGCCGAGACCAGGGUCACGUCACUUUCUCAUGGGAGGAAACUUACACAUCAGCCAUCUGAAUAAAGAGGAAGAUGUUGGCGUCUAUCAGUGCCAGGCAUCAAACUCUUUUGGAACCAUCGUCAGCAGAGAGUCCAGUCUGCACGUAGCAUACUUGGAGAACUUCAAGACGCAGAGGAGAAGUCCAGUGAGGGUUCGUGAGGGUCAAGGAGUGGUUUUACUGUGUGGCCCGCCACCGUACUCUGGAGAGCUUACCUUCACAUGGAUUUUCAACGAGUACCCAUCGUUUAUCAUCCAGGACACGCGGCGAUUUGUGUCCCAGAAGACCGGCAACCUCUACAUCGCCAAAGUGGAGCCGUCUGAUGUGGGCAACUACACAUGUGUAGUCACCAACACCGUCACCAAGAGCAGCGUGCAAGGACCGCCAACCCCCCUAGUGCUGCGGGUCGAUGGUGUGAUGGGUGAAUAUGAGCCAAAGAUCGAAGUUCAGUUCCCUGAAGUCGUCCCCGUUGCGAAGAGCUCAACUGUCAAACUGGAAUGCUUUGCACUCGGAAACCCGGUGCCAACCAUCAGCUGGAGAAGAGUGGAUGGAGCCUCUUUUGGCAGGAAGGUGGACAUUAAUAAAGCCAGCGGCGUUUUAGAGAUCCCUUACUUCCAGCAGGAGGAUGCCGGGAUAUACGAAUGUGUAGCUGAAAACAGCAGAGGAAGAAACUUGGUUAAAGGGAAACUGUCUUUCUAUGCUGCACCUCACUUGACCGAGAAGCCUCAGGAUGUUCAGAAGACCAUAGAUGACACUCUGGUGUGGGAGUGUAAAGCCAGCGCCAAGCCCAAACCUUCGUACCGCUGGCUGAAGAACGGAGAGCCCCUGGAUCCCAUGGAGCAGGACAGAGUUCAGGCGAAUAAUGGAGUGCUGACAAUCAAUAACUUGAAUCUGGCUGACAUCGGCAUGUACCAGUGUGUGGCAGAGAACAAGCAUGGCCGAAUAUUCACCAACGCAGAGCUGCGAGUCAUAGCCAUCGCUCCAGACUUCUCCCAGAACUUGUUGAAGGCACAAACUCUGGCCCGACAGGGGGGCGACAUUCUGAUCGAAUGCAAGCCUAGGAUGUCACCUCGAGGCGUGAUUUCUUGGAGGAAGGGGAAGGAAGCCCUCCGAGAGAGCCACAGAGUAACUGUGUUGGAUAGUGGGAGCCUUCGGAUUUCCAAUGUCACUAAAGUGGAUGCUGGAAUCUACACGUGUGUGGCCAGAAACCAGUUUGGAGUAGCGAGCAGUGCAGGCAGCCUUUUGGUUAAAGAGCCAACUGCAAUCACCAGCCCAGCAGGUCAUCUGGACGUGACAGUGGGGGAGAGCAUCGUGCUGCCCUGUCAGGUAUCUCACGACCCCACGCUUGACCUCAAGUUCACCUGGUUCUUCAACGAGCAGCUCAUCCACUUCGGGAGCCAUGGGGCGUAUUUUGAAAAAGUCGGUGGGCGCUCAGCCGGUGACAUCAUGAUUCGGAACAUUCAACUGAGGCAUGCUGGGAAAUAUACCUGCGCCGUUCAGACCAAAGUGGACAGCGUGUCUAUUGCUACUGAUGUGGUAGUGAGAGGCCCCCCCGGCCCCCCUGUGGACUGUCAGGUGAGCGGGAUGACAGAGACCUCUGCCUCGCUGUCCUGGGGACCUGGCAUAGAUAACCACAGUCCCAUCCUCAGCUACACCAUCCAGGCCAGAACGCCCUUCUCUCUCGGGUGGCAAGCAGUUACCACAGUUCCCGAGCUGCUUGGGGGAAAGCAGCUGUCAGCCACUGUCGCUGCCUUGAGUCAAUGGGUGGAGUAUGAGUUCAGAGUCCUGGCAAGCAACAGCAUUGGAACGGGGGAGCCGAGCAAGCCCUCCAAAAAGGCCCGCACCAAAGACACGCUUCCCAGGGUGAUUCCAGGCAGAGUGGACGGUGGUGGUGGUGGGCGUUCGGAGUUGGUCAUCACAUGGGAGCCUGUUCCCGAGGAGCUGCAGAGUGGUCCGGGCUUCGGCUACGUGGUGGCUUUCCGCCCACUCGGGGCACAAGGUUGGAUGCAGGCUGCCGUCACGUCCCCAGAUGCCUCCAGAUACGUCUUCAAGAAUGAGAGCAUCCCUCCCUUCUCCCCUUACCAAGUCAAAGUCGGGGUUUAUAACAACAAGGGAGAAGGCCCUAUUAGCCCAGUGACCACCAUUCACUCAGCGGAGGAAGAGCCCAGCAGAGCUCCAGGGAGACUGAGGGUGAGGAGCGUAUCAGCGUCCGAGGUAGAGGUCACCUGGAGGCCACUGGCCUGGAGUAACAACCGCAGACGCAUCCUGGGCUAUGAGCUGAGGUACUGGCGUGAGAGGGAGAAGCAGGACACAGCCAGUGUGGUCAGGACGGUGGGGAAUAAGACUUCAGUUCUCAUCAGGGAUCUGGAGGGCAGCAGUACCUAUUACAUUUCCCUGCAGGCAUACAACAGCGCUGGAGUGGGUCCACAGAGCAUCAUAGUCAAUGUCACAACUAAGAAACCACCUCCUAGUCAAGCCCCGGUCAAAAUAAUGUGGAACACCUCCAAUUCCAAAGUCAUCCUGAAGUGGGACCAAGUUCAUGCUCUGGAGAACGAGUCAGAGGUCACAGGAUAUAAGGUGAUGUACAGCCAGGACAAACACAGCCUUCCCAGUGUGGUGGAGACCAACACCACCUCCUUGGAGCUGUCGCUGCCGGUCAACCAAGACUAUGUCAUCCAGAUUAAACCCUUCAGUGAGGGAGGGGAAGGCAUCAGCAGCCGCCAGAUAACCAUCCCCAAGAUAACAGGCCCCGUAGCCACUGGUGCAGCCCCCGAGGCCGCUGCAUUUCCCUUGGUUAACCUUGCGGCCCUAAUCCUCACAGCCACGGCCAUGCUAUGA
Molecule: messenger RNA, 3528 nt
Organism: Limanda limanda (common dab)
Lineage: Eukaryota; Metazoa; Chordata; Actinopteri; Pleuronectiformes; Pleuronectidae
Gene: cntn3a.1
Product: contactin 3a, tandem duplicate 1
Exons: 25
Coding region: 1-3528 (1175 amino acids)
Biological process (GO): brain development; cell-cell adhesion
Molecular function (GO): cell-cell adhesion mediator activity
Source: RefSeq, a predicted model, not a curated record